Messenger RNA from Alosa sapidissima (American shad), 2551 nucleotides. RefSeq names its product solute carrier family 35 member A5 (gene slc35a5). Lineage: Eukaryota; Metazoa; Chordata; Actinopteri; Clupeiformes; Clupeidae. Gene Ontology annotation, biological process: pyrimidine nucleotide-sugar transmembrane transport. Bases 411 to 1715 code for a protein of 434 amino acids. The record is from RefSeq and is a predicted model, not a curated record. Gene Ontology annotation, molecular function: pyrimidine nucleotide-sugar transmembrane transporter activity. The transcript has 7 exons. Gene Ontology annotation, cellular component: Golgi membrane.
UGCCACAUAUUCAUGUUCAGACAUAAUCACUUUUCCUUAAUCGGAUACAUUAUUCGUCUGAGUGAGAAUUUAGGCUACUUGACACACAUUCCUACCCUGCUGUCAGUUUUCUGAAUUUUACAGUUAGGCUAAUUGGAGUAUUUAGCUUGAUGAUAGUUAGCUUGCAACAUACUAAAGUUACUUUGUAUUCUCUUUCUAAAACAUGAACCUUGUUUGAGAUAUGUCUUAUCUGUUUCGACUGUUCAACUCUUAUUAUUUCCCCCUCCUCCUCUUCUGAUGGUCACUGUUAGGCUAUGACAGCUGUUUGUUUGUUGUGUCAAUGGAGUAACAUCAGCUUCUUCCUUCCCUAGUGAGUCGUGACAUUCUUCAUCCAGCCUGCCCACCGGGACAACCAGGCUUGGCUCUUCACCAUGGCCCACUAUUCCUCCUCAUCGCCCGCUUGCUGCAGCUGCUGUCCGAGGGCAUGGCGUUGUUCCCGCUCCUCUGCCUGUACCCUGGGCCUCGGCUUAGGGUUUGUCAUGUUGGGGACCAGUCGCAUCCUGCUGCUCAAGUUUUCUGCCAAUUCAGAGAACAAGUAUGACUUCCUUCCUGCUUCUGUAAAUCUGUUAGCAGAGGCCAUCAAACUUCUCUUCUGCUUAGCCAUGUCUGUGAGGGUAAUAAUUCGAGAGGAGAGAUCGUUCAGAGAUCUGUGCUGCUCCUCCGGCUCCUCAUUCCUCAGCUACAUGAAGUGGUCUGUCCCAGCAUUCCUCUAUUUCCUGGACAACCUGAUCAUCUUCUACGUGAUGACCUACCUCCAGCCCGCCAUGGCAGUGUUGUUUUCCAAUGUUGUCAUCCUGACUACAGCUGUGCUGUUUAGAAUUGUGCUGAAGAGGCGCUUGUCCUGGGUGCAGUGGGCCGCCCUGGUCAUUCUCUUCCUGUCCAUCGUGGCCCUGACCAUGGGCACGGGGGACAACCAGCGUGCCAUCGCCGUGCCCGGCCUACACGUCUCCCCCCUCUCCACCCCCUCCAACAGCUGCCUGGUCUUCACUCAACAGCAGCUGGAGCUCCGCAACCACACCCUGGCCGCAACCGUUGCGGAUGACCCGGCCUGGACCGAAACGGUGGCGCGGUGGCUCCGUCACUUUGGCCUGGGAUACGUGUUCCUGUUGGUGCAGUGUUUCGUGUCGUCCAUGGCCAACAUCUACAACGAGAAGAUCCUGAAGGAGGGCGACCAGCUGACCGAGAGCAUCUUCAUCCAGAACGGCAAGCUGUACGUGUUCGGCCUGCUCUUCAACGCCCUGGCGCUGGCCCUCCGGCCCGAGGACCGCGCGGUCAUCCUGCACUGCGGCCUGCUGCACGGCCACAACGCCUUCUCGGCGGCGCUGGUGGUCGUCACGGCGGCGCUCGGCCUCUCGGUGGCCUUCAUCCUCAAGUUCCGCGACAACAUGUUCCACGUGCUGACGGGCCAGAUCACCACGGUGCUGGUCACCGCGCUCUCGCUUUUCCUCUUCGACUUCCGGCCGUCAGUGGACUUCUUCCUGCAGGCGCCCGUGGUGCUGCUGGCCAUCUACAUCUACCACGCGAGCCGCACGGCUGACCCCGAGUACGCCCUGCAGCGCGAGAGACUGCGCGUGCUCAACGGCGAGGUGCUGGAGAGGUCGCGAGGGGAUGGCGAGGAACUCGAGAGGCUGACCAAGCCCAACACUGACAGUGACACGGAAGAAGAGUCUCUCUAGCAGACGUAAGAUGGUAACACGGAGGACUGAGUCUCUCUCUUGACAGACACAGACAGACGUGGGGGAUGUAAUGGACCUUUCUGUGGGAGCCCUCUACCUCCCUGUUACCAGCUUCUCCUGGGCUAAUCAAGCUCAGUGGUGGUUAUCGUGUUGUAAAUUAUUCAGGAAAGUGCCUGUACAUAAUGCUUGGUUUACAAAAUUAUAUGGUUAGAGAAUAAUUGUGUGUGUGCGUGCGUGUGUGGUGGUGGUGAAUAACCUGAGUCUAAUGUGUGGGUGUGUGAGUAGAAUAGCAAUAAUUGAAUUUGGUGUGUUUGAGGCGAGGGAACAAUGAACUGCAUUGACCCCCCAAAGGCUUCAUGAAAUAGGACAAAGGGAUGCUAUCAUUAUUGUUUUAAAACUGCAUAAAUGGUUGUGUGGAACAUGCUAUAAUUAUGCUAAAUUAUUUGAAUGUUUGUAUGAAAAAAAGCUUCAGUUUACUUAACAAUUUUGGAGCAAAUAGCUUACUUUAUAUAUGACAUCAUUACAAAUUACCACUGCACCAUGGUGCCAUGUGUGUAUAUUUUUAAGCUCUAUUAACAUUUCCAUUAUUCAUAACCACAAAUACCUUGUUCAGUGCCUGUUUGUUUAAAUCAGUGAAACUCUUGAAGCCUGUCAUUCGUAGUAAGCAUUAUUGAUCUCUUUUUGAUACUCGUUUUCAUGGUUUCUUUGUGUAGAUACCUUACAAAAAGCACAAAUUAAACCUACUGAAUGUAACAAUCGCCAGGGGUGAUAUGUCAGGACAUAUUGCCACAAUUGUAUGGUUAUAGCUGAAAAGCACAAUAAAUGAAUAUUGAAAU